CACCUCCCACGACGACAACGACCAUCUCCCGGACUUGAUCCCCAUCCGUCACAAUGGCGAUCAAGCACAACAACCAAAUCCUCAACCAGCACUUCCGCAAGGACUGGCAGCAGCGUGUGCGCGUCCACUUCGACCAGCCCGGUCGCAAGCACCGCAGACGUGAUGCCCGUCUCGCUAAGGCCGCUGCUGUCGCUCCCCGUCCGGUCGACCAGCUGCGUCCCGUUGUGAGAUGCCCUACCGUCAAGUACAACCGUCGUGUCCGGGGUGGUCGUGGUUUCACCCGUGCUGAGCUGAAGGAAGCUGGUAUCCCCGCCAAGCUCGCUCGCACCGUCGGUAUCGCCGUUGACAACCGCCGUGUCAACUACUCCAAGGAGUCGCUCGUCGCCAACGUCGACCGCCUCCAGGACUACAAGGCUCGCCUGAUCCUCUUCCCCCGCAAGAGCGGUCAGUUCAAGAAGCUCGACUCGUCCGCUGACGAGGUCAACGCCGCCAAGGCUGCUUUCGCCGCCGACGGCAAGACCGAGGGUUACGCUACCAACGUUGGCGCUUCUUUCCCCGUCAAGAACCCCACCGCCGAGGAGGCCAUCACCGAGGUUAGCCGUGACAGCCUGCCCAAGGGUGAGGAGGCUGCUUACAGACGCUUGCGGGAUGCCCGCAGUGAGGCCCGUCUCCGGGGUACUCGGGAGAAGCGCGCCAAGGCUAAGGCUGAUGAGGCUGCUGCUGCCAAGAAAUAGACAAUUUGACUCUCUGUUAAUGAUGAUCGGGUCGUUUUUCAAGUCGGGGAUUACUAGUGUACUGUGGCAUGGCGUGGUCUCUUUUUCCUUUUAAACCUUUGUCGGUAAAAAAAAUGCUCCGAAUUUUUUUUAAAUAAAUGAUGUCCCCAAUUUCC
Aspergillus glaucus CBS 516.65 is the source of this 889-nucleotide messenger RNA. RefSeq names its product 60S ribosomal protein eL13. The record is from RefSeq and is a predicted model, not a curated record. NCBI's taxonomy places the organism in Eukaryota, Fungi, Ascomycota, Eurotiomycetes, Eurotiales, Aspergillaceae. Gene Ontology annotation, cellular component: cytosolic large ribosomal subunit; ribosome. The coding region runs from base 54 to 734 and encodes 226 amino acids. The transcript has 5 exons. Gene Ontology annotation, molecular function: RNA binding; structural constituent of ribosome. Gene Ontology annotation, biological process: translation.